This is a messenger RNA of Lathyrus oleraceus (garden pea), 552 nucleotides long. RefSeq names its product secreted RxLR effector protein 161-like. The record is from RefSeq and is a predicted model, not a curated record. NCBI's taxonomy places the organism in Eukaryota, Viridiplantae, Streptophyta, Magnoliopsida, Fabales, Fabaceae. The transcript has a single exon. The coding region runs from base 1 to 552 and encodes 183 amino acids.
AUGGAGAUUAUGUACUCUAAGAAAAGCAUAAUUUUACAUCAACUGAAGUAUAAAGUUGAGCUUCUAAAGAGAUUUGAGUUGUUGAAUUAUAAAGUUGAUGUCACACCUGCUGAUACAAAUCAGAAAUUGGAUUUUGAUUCUGUUGGGGAUGAUGUAGAUGCGACUAUGUUCAAGCAAUUGGUAGGUUCUAUGAGAUAUUUGUGUAAUACCAGACCUGAUAUUUGCCAUGCAGUUGGAAUGUUGAGUAGGCUUAUGAGUAAACCAAAGUGGUCUCAUUACCAAGCCGCUGUCAGAAUUCUGAGGUAUAUAAAUGGAUCUCUGAAGUAUGGAGUUUUGUUCUCUUAUGGUGCUGAAACUGACUCAGAACUUCUGAGUUACUCAAAUUUUGACUGGUAUGUAGACGGGGUUAUCAGAAGAAGUACUUCUGAAUACUUGUUUAAGUUUCUGGGAAGUUCUAUUCUUUGGUGUUCCAAGAAGCAACUGGUUGUUGCUUUGUCAACUUGUGAAGCAAAAUAUAUUGCAAGUGUUGUGACUGCAUGUCAAGCUGUGUGA